Babesia sp. Xinjiang is the source of this 10902-nucleotide messenger RNA. RefSeq lists its product as uncharacterized. Gene Ontology annotation, cellular component: extrinsic component of membrane. The transcript has a single exon. Gene Ontology annotation, biological process: protein retention in Golgi apparatus; protein targeting to vacuole. Lineage: Eukaryota; Apicomplexa; Aconoidasida; Piroplasmida; Babesiidae. The coding region runs from base 1 to 10902 and encodes 3633 amino acids. The record is from RefSeq and is a predicted model, not a curated record.
AUGUUACACAGGCUCCUAGAUCACGUCGUUAAAGCCUUUGGUCGGGAGGUAAUCGAACAGUGGAUACCGCUCGAACGACUGAACAUCACGUCUGUCACUGACCCAGAAAUAACGUUGACAAAUGUGCCACUACCAGAUAAAUUGUUCGAGGACCCUUCGAUACCUAUAACAGUGGUCAAAUCCAAUGUAGGAAGGGUAGUGAUUCGUUGCCCCUGGAAAACUGUGUUUAUGAACGAUGGCAGUGUCAGUCUCCAGGUGGAGGUACACGAUGUGGAUGCCAUUGUUCGCUUUAAGCGCAUCAACGAAUGGAAUGUUUCUAGUGUGAAGGAUGCUUUGGUAAAGGUACGCGAGAAGCUGUUGCGCAAGUGGAAUUCCGUAGUAUCAUCCCUAGGUCUGCUAUCCACGAAUAGUGGUAAAAAGGGGUCAAAAGCUGCGGGUGUUUUAAAUUCAUUGGACAUUACGAUCCACAAUGUCAAAGUAUUGCUGGCGGAUAACCUAUUAUACGAUGAACCGUUCUCCAUUACUAUCGAAGCAGAAUGUGUUCGCGGUGUUGGCAUGCGACCAGAUGAUCCUACACUUUCAGAGUACGAACAACAGGGCGUCGAAGAUUCUAUGCUCAAUGCACUCUGGUUUACCAGCAGUGGUGUACAAAUGUGGCUUGCGAUAUAUCAUCAGGACCAGGAUGAAAUGUAUGCACAACAAUCGGAUGAUGGGCAAGAAAAUCUAUUCGAUCAUUCAGAUUGGAAAGCACAGACGAAAACGGAACCGAGUACAGUUGGAAAAGAUUCUAUGUCACGUUAUAGAAGCAACAGCAUCGAUAUCGAUGAUGAAUUUCCUAGUAGAUCUUCAUCCCAUUCGAGCGAUGAUCUGUUUGCAGUCCUGUCGGCUAGGGCUGAGCGUGUAUCCCGUCAGAGUACUAGGCAAACCAACUUCUGGAAUUUUUGCAGUGCUCCUUGCAACGACGAUUCCGAUGAUUAUCACAGUGAAUUUAGGGCACAAAAGGUCAAGCCCGAGGAUGCAACGCUCAUGCGUUUCCUUCAAGGGCCAUAUAAGAACUACAAUAUAACACCACCGCAGGGGCUAACCUUCGACAUGGUAUUGAAAAUGUGGAAUAUAGUAUCGAUAGUAGGUAUGCCGAAUAUAGCGCAGCAAAAGCGUAGAGUUGUACAAGUAUCGUUAAGAACCACCGAAAAAGGUGACACUGAUGAUGCUUCUCCACCUACUUUUGAUGGGAAAAUGCAGUUUGAACCCCUCGACCUUAUUGUUACAAGCUCUGCUGCGAAGAUUGUAUACAACAUUGUCAGAUACAUGCAGCUGACCUCGGUAUACCGUACCAUGGCCAUGGAUAACAUCAAUGCAGUGCCGGAUCCUAGCGAUUGUCAAAAGUUUGUAGAUAUCAUACGCACUUCCCAAUGGACGCACCGUGAAGAGGAUGAGAAGUUUGUUAAGGAAUUUGAAUUGACUACCCCUUUCCAUUUGUUACUGAAGCUGAAAGAGAUGGCCAAUGCUACUAAAAAGAGGCUCACACGUGUAAAUGCUUGUUUCAUAAGUGCUCCGUGUCUACCUGAUUCACAUCAGGAAGAAGGGGAACAGCAGUUUGUUCCUGAGAAUAUAGUACAGUCGUACACGUGGUACCAAAGAGACAUGUCGCUGAUGUUUGUGCUCCCCAAUGUCAAUGUUUACGUGGUGCCCAUUGACAGGGGUAUGCCUGAUGAUACAUUACCUUCAACGGUUUUCCAAUUCAGUACAUUUGCCUUCGAAUACGAGACCCUUUACCUCCGUGCAACGUGCAGGGUACUGGCUUGCAAACCCAUAUUACGAUGUGGACAUGUCAUGGCGGUGGUGAAGAGGCGCAGCUUUAGUGCGAAGAUAAUGUUAAGGCCUUUGAAAGAUUCAGAGAGGUUGCUAUGUUAUCCCGAACAUAUGAUUACAAAUUUGUGUCCUUUUUUUGCAGAAUACGGUUCGGAUAAUAUGGAGAGUUGUAUUAACGGGUCAACUGGAAAGGUUGGAGAUGUUGUGCGUGUAACCUUGGAGAAAUAUGCCAAUGAUGUUAAACAUAUCCACAUUGUGAUACCUAAGGUUGUGGUAAUACUCAACUCUCUGUUGAAUCUGAAUGCUAUUAUUGGUGAAGAGUUUUGGAGAAUGCAAUUUCUCACGUUCGAAAGGUUUCUACAGUCUAGUGAAAAGCAUGGUUGUGGUAACCCUGAACUUAGCAGCAUGCUAUUUGAUUUCCUAAAAGUUACACAUUCCAAAACCGUUAGUAAAGUAGAAUUUGAUGGAGUCAUUGUUCGAACGGCCCUUAAGAAAACGACCCAUGUCAGACAAACGAGCGGCGGUGAUGAAGAACGAGCGGAUAACCAGCAGUAUCCACUUGAUCUCCAAAACGUAUGUGAUCGAUUCAUUAUGAACGACAAAACGUUGAACACUUGGGAAUACUGUGAUGAUAUGGACGACCCUUUCGCGUUCAAACACACCUCUUCAUCAAUGACCGACAGUUCUCUAGGCUGGGCAGAUGGAGGCAAUAAAACUGUCUACGGCAAGGCCGAGUUUGUGUCAGAAAUGGACGCUGUCUCUACAGAUAACGCGAACACACCAAUAUACAUGUUUGCGCAGGACUGGGAUCCCAAAUUGUCGGUAAAGUCGAGGCUUGUGUUACACCUUGGGAAACUGCGCAAGUGGUACCGUAACACAUCUGCUUUGGAGACGCCAUUGAAUGUAUUAAACGAGCUGCAAGUGGUACAAUCGUUGCAUCUUGAAGUUAAUGACAUAUUAGUGAGCAACGUAUCAACAUGUACGCUUACAUACUGCUCUAUAGGCAGUGUUGCGCUAAGUGGUACGGACCACCGAGGUGCUGCUAUCCAACUUCUAAGUCUUGAGGCUGUUACUUUGGCUAAGAAAAUGAGCGCCACAUGUGUCGAUGUGGAAAAGUUAUCGGUGAUGUUCGACGCUAAGCUGCCGCUGUUCACGUUAUUGUUGCGCCAUGUCAAUACCUUCAAGUUAUACGGCACCUACAUGGACCAAAUGCGUUUAAAGCUGAAAGCCAUAUGUGAUAUGCAGCAGCAACAUGUUACCCUAGAUAUUACCCUAUCGGGAAACCCAGAGAUUUGCCAUAUCCUACGCACUGACCUCUAUGAUGGGUCGCCAGAUGUACUAGAGGAAUGUAACGCCAACCUAGUCCACGCACUCGAAAGGAAACUACAGAAUGUUGGCAAAUCUGAAAAGGUUCUGUUUUUUUCAGCAGGCGCCAUUGCAGUGAACCUCGCAGCGGAAAGUAUAUUAUAUGAACUUUGGGUACAUAAAACGCAAUUGGAGUUGUGUGGAAGAGAACGUAUCAAGCUGUAUGUCGGUAAUACUUAUCUCUCAAUGAGAGAGGACGGAACAAGGACUGUCAUGUUAUCGUCCAAACAGUCUGAAUUGGGAAAAGAUGUAGAUGUGACUAUAGAUGAAGUAGAUUACGGUCAGGUUAUGUUGGACUUCCGGGGUAAAGAUGCAAAGUACGUCAACCUGGAGGUUCGAAAUGUUCAUCACAUUAUCGAUUUGCAUUUUAUUAAAUCUGUGACCGACUUAGUAAAACAAUUCAAAGAGUAUGCCCAUUCAUCAACUCCAAAGCAUGUUGGAAACAUUUCGGGCCACAUUAUGAUCCAUCAUUCAUCGGUUCAUCAUGGCGGUGUUGGUGCUAUAGUGGAUCUCUUUGCAACGGUCAAACUAUCGGAACCCGAAAACAAUCUACGUCUGUUUAUUGAAAUACCACGUUUCCAUGUGACAUUCACAACUGGCUUGUCUAAACGUGUAUUUGCACUUUCGCUACUAGAUGUUGUGCUAGAGAUGUGCCAAUACAGACAACGUUUCAACUUGAGAUCGUCGAGCUCGAUUGGCAGUGAUAUGUCACACGAAGUCAAAUUGAUGAACGUGAUCGUAGAAAUUGCACAUUGUGCUGUCUGGGGGUUCCAUCUAGUGGCAGAAGGCUCUGUACUCAAACAUAAGUUUAAGGAUAUAAACGAUGCUGCUGAAAAUCUACAGAUGGUACUUCAUGAAAGUUGGUUCAACCACAUGACCGCCGCUACACUACCAUCUUACUAUGACGAUGUGCCUGUUGUGGUUGUACCUCUGAUAUCUACACGGUAUGCGGAUGCUUCCAGGUUGACACCACUGCUCAAUGCAAAUUGGAUCAAGGAUUGGUUAAUGAAAGCUGCACAAGAUGUCGAUCCGAACCAAUGCGAUACUGCGGCAGAUUCCGUAAUAGAAGCGUUUACCAUCAAUGCAUCGCAGCAACGUAAACGAAGUUUGACUAAAAUUACUGUAUCGCUAUUAACUCUGGACGACAUCUUAAUGGCUAUUGGCAGUGUCGACCUUAUCUCAUUGACGGCAGUUUUCCAUAGGGAGUCGAUAAACAACCUGCUAGAGCUUUUUUCUCAGUGCAAACUACUUCGUAGCGGCCCUCGGCACAAUAUCCGCGAGGUUAAGGCAGCUAAAAUCGUAAAGGUCGAUUUCAAUAUUGAUGAAAUAGAUCUCAUAUGCCCGCACAAUGUGGAUAUCGAUUAUCACAGCGCAAUACCGUCUGCAUUGCUGCCAAAUGUACUUGUUAAUGCGCCAAUGCAUAAAAGGAGGCCGAAAAACCGAACCUCAUCGUUCCAUAUACUACGUAUAUACAGUUCACCGAGUGUAUUGCUACAGGCUGCAGCGACAACUACCGUAAUGGCACAAAGCAACCUUACUUUGCAACUUGUUAGGAUGAUAUACAACAAUAUGAAGUACCUCCAGGGGCUUACUCGCUAUGCUUUAUUCGAUUAUGUUGAUGCGAUGGAGGACGCAAGGUACCAGGCUUCACUACAUCUGUUCGACGCACAUAACGAUGAAAGGAAAGGGGAGAUUUUCGUCAUUGCGUGUCAUAAGUUAAACACCUCGAUGUACAGUCCGAGUGCCAGGGUGGAAUACUGGAUGGAUGUAGUGAAGCACGUUGCCGAGGGCACAGUGGUCACAGCUCAGGACUUGUACAAGGACUUUAAGUCGGUGCUAACUCUCGAGAUGUCUAAUUUGAAUGUAGAUGUGCGGAUGGUAUCAAACACACUAGAUGCGGUGAAAGCCACGAUACAACAUAUACAAAUAACAGAUGCAUGUGGAAAAAACCUGGUGGAAGACCUUUGUGCUAGUAGAACUACAUUGGGUGAGCUGGGAUAUCUGGAAGAUACUACAUUCUGUUACCCAGCCGAUCAAGUUAAUGUUAGCCUAACUCGUGGAGAUGGUAUAUUCAAUAUCAAAGUGAUAUUGGAGCAUACAAGAUCUGAGAUUCAAAUCGAUGGCAUCAGUGUAAUCCUCGGUGUAGUUCAGGACCUCGGUCUAUUUAAUUUGAAACGAGAUAAAACUAAGGAAAAGAGGGGCCAUAAACUACGUAUGAAUCUAGAAAUUGGUUUAAAUCUACAUGAAAUAUGGCUAUACCACAGCAUACCCAAGGAUGUAGUUGCAGCGGACCCUGAUGGUGAAAAUGUGGUUCCAUUGGAGUCCAUAAAAACAGAACCAUCGGAUACGUUUCGUAAGAGCACUCUACCUCGUGUACUCAAACGUGCAAGAGAAGUUGAAUACAAAAUCCACAAGGCAUCCUCCAUAGUAACAAAUGAACCGGGAAACCAGUUGCUUCAUGAUGGCAAUGUUAUAGGAUGUUUAGUAAGCAUAUCUAUAUCAUAUUCCAAAUCUGGGAAUUCUAAUCUCAAACUGAAAUAUAUGGGUGUAGCGCUUGCAAAGUUGAACCUCAUGCAAGGUAUCAAGGUCUUGGUGGAUGAACAUAACGAUUGUAUUUUUAGCUCAUUGGACUCGGAUGAUCGUAACCUAUUUGAGGUACGAGAAAGCUGUGUCAAGUCGAAAGUGUUGGAAAAUGGGCAUGUAGUAGUCGCCUUUGAAGCAUCGAAACCGAAAUUCUCAAUAAACGUCGACCAGCUGUUUCAACUAUGUCUACUGAAACCUUAUAUUGUGGGAACAGCAAUCGACACUUUGAAGGCGCACAGGAUUCUCGGACAAGUAUCUAAAAGUCUGGAUGUCCAGGAAGAGGCACCAACGGUGGAGUCGUAUGACCUCCUGGAAGCUAUACGUUACAUUGCGACGAAAUACAAACUACCAAUGUCUAAUCCGACCGAUAUGCAAGGCAGCAUAUACAAUGUAAAAUCUGAUGUGGAUGAAAGCAGCAUAUAUGCUCUACAGGUGAGGGAGCGUGGCCAUGCAGUGAUUACCAAAAUCUUCAACUUCAUUAACAAGCUUAUAUGGCACGAUGAUGACCCGCAGUUGACCGUAUCUCUUCUUAUGAACGACUGCAAGUGCGCACUCUUUUCCGUUAAAAACGAACUGGUGCUAACUUUCAACCUCCAACAGCUGAUGUUCGACCUCACACAUACCGCGCCCGUGUCUAAAAGAAGAACAGUAAUUUCAUCUUCUAUGAUAUUCAACGUCACAACCUACAAUUCAAGCAUCGAUAAUCAUGAGACCGUGCUGCAAACCACUGUGGCCACCUUAAAGGUGACAUACGAAGACGUCGCCUUCACGAUGCCGGCACUGGAUAUAAAUAUGCAACUGAGUGGAGUAUCAGUUGAGGUAAAUCCAUGUUUGCUUCAAUUGUUCAAACAACUGAAACAUGUCUCAUUGAUGUUAUCUUCAGAACAGCUGGGUGGCAAGGUCAAUCGCAGGAACCUUAUCAAGCUGUACAAUGAGUUGGAGGUUGGGGUAUCUCUCCUAGGUAAUCGAGGUGGACAAAGGAAAAAGAUAGAACUCAUGCAUCUUCCAACACAAAGGUUCACCAAUGUUACUGACAAGGAGAUAUACAUAUUUCUUACAUCAAAAUCUGUGAAAGGUGCGAAACAACCGCCUCGUAACACACUUUCUGGACAAUUUGAAGCUUUAAAUGGCGGGUCUACGCAAUCAGGGACAGAAACGUUGUCACGAGAGCGUGAAAAUUUGCUAUUAGGUAACAGCGUUAACGUCAAGCGUGUUCUUACUGUGCUCCACGGCCAUGAUAAUGCUUCAGAACGUGAAAUUGAUAUUAACGCUAUAACACAGGCAUACCCCAACCUUUCUAUGACAUUUGUCGGAAAGUACCAACUGGAACAAACUGGCUCUAGGUUAUUCAAGUUACCAGAUAGUUUAGCUUUGGUGUUGAUGGAACAGUUUACGGAAGAGGGAAAUGAUCCGUAUGUCAUACUUUCGUCGUCUAUCCGCAUACAAAACUCUACAGACAUCCCGCUAUGUCUACGUAUGGAUAACAAGAUUGGCUAUUUCACAAAUGUGGCGUAUAAACUGACCCAACAUAGUAAACCAUCAGGGAAUUUAGAAGAGAUGUAUUUGGAGCCCUACUCGAGCUCAUGCGUACCAUUGAGCUGGUUCGGUACAGCCAUGAUGCCGACCAUUGCACCGAUAUUGUCAAAGGAUUAUACCGCAUCGGACGCAAUACCGUUCCAAUAUCUAUAUGACCUGCUAAAUAGGAACCCAGUUUCAGAGAGUGAUGUUGAACCUAUCAAAGAGGUGACUCUGAGAUUAAAGGGAGUUCUCGCAUUGAAGUGCACUAUUAUAACAAAGGAGGCAGCCAGCACCGAUGACUGUGGAGCGUGUCUAAACCAUUUUACACUCAAAAUAGAGCCCAUGGUGAAACUGGUCAAUAUGUUGCCAUGUGACGUUGACGUGUCGAUAGCACUUAACAGGAUAAAACAUAGAGAUGAUAUCAAAGGGGAAUAUGAUGAAUACGAUCUCAAUUCCGGCUAUAAAUCAAAAGUUAGACGCAGAUUGAAACGUGGUGAAACUUUUGGUAUACCGUUUUCGGAUCAGAAAAUAUUUAUACGUUUAUAUGUGGUUGGUACCCAGUUGAAGAAUUGGAAUGGCGAUCAGAACUCAGUGGCCGGGACAUUCGAAUAUUUCUCACCAACGUUCCAGGUACACCUACCAAGCACGGGUUCUGUCAGUAUCAACAAGACUUUAAGAAUGGUCAAAGGGACCUUGGAUGAUCUAAUGCAAAAAGACAAUGUAGAAUCCGGGGGACCGGUGCCGUCGUAUGCCGACCAAUACAAAUCUAUGACGAUAACAAUCGACCUUUCAAGACACUAUAUACGAUUAUGGUGGCCGUUCAUAUUCGAGAACAUGUCAAGCAGUUCACUCAUAAUUAAUGGGAGAUUGCUUUCGCCAAGGACACGCUAUUAUGGAAACCUCUACGAAGCUUCCAACUGCAGGAUUAGGGCAAUAAUGUCUAGCAACCAACCUCCUGAAUCUGGAAACUAUGGAACAAAUGCAUUAAGUCAAUGUGUGAAAUUGGAUGUCACCUCGACCACUGACUUCAGGCCACCAAUCAAGUUUGUCAUACCACUCAAUAAAAGAGCGGCAACGCAGAUGCUGCCUUCACAGAGUAUAGCGAAUAAUGACGAGGUUCUGGCGCCUGUGGUCAAUGCGAUAAAUGUCCAUGUGCCAAGGCGCUAUGUUAACCAUCCCACUACCCCCGAAUUUCGGGAGUCUCUUUCAAACUGCGCUACUGAGGAAUUUAUCAAAUCUGCAGAAGGGGACGCAACCGUAUGCAACGAAUUCCUAUGCCUGGGAUCAACGGUACGUUAUGCGGAGUACCCGUACGACAUGUGCAAAAUCGUCAGUAUAACGAACAUGUACACUUUCGUAAAUAGACUGCCGUUCACGGUAUGUGUCAGGGGCGCCCCUAUAAACUACCCGAACGUAGAUACAGGAGCUUCGGAUGGCAAUAGAGACGUUAUAAUACCUCCAGGUGAAUCGGAUUCUUUGAAUGCUCCAUUCCAAGGCGCUUAUGUCGUCAAUGUAGAAAGCGAUAUCAGCAGUGGGAUAUUCUCACUUCAGUACCCCAGGGUACCGCAUGUCUUCCAAUUAGAACUAAAUUCGAAAAACGUGACAUAUUCUACAGUCGCUACACGUGGGCUGUUAGUACAGGUUAACGUGAUAUCUGGUAUGUUCAAAGGUUCCAGCCUCCCGUACAGCUACAAUGGAUACUACUUCGUCCUCUCAUUGCCGAAGAAACCACAGUACCAGAUACUCAAUCUGACGAACUACACACUGGCUUACAGUGUACCGGGAAACAUGAAGUCUCCUGAAUCUCAGAACGUAGACAGUUAUGAUACUGCAGAACAAACCUGGUAUGAGACACCAAUGAACAAAAUCGGGAUACUGCCGCCAACGUGUAUCACCCAUUAUGUACCUGUUGCAAAUGGCAAGCCAAAUGAAGCUAUGCAAGUUUGUAUAAAGGUAAUACAGGUGGACAAAUGCGACUGGAGUGUACAGCAGCUGGAUACAGGCAGGGAAGGGUACCGUUCUAUCAAGUUCACUGAUCAGGGCAAGUCUGUAUCUUUGUACGCUACAAUCAUCAUAAGAGCUAAUGGUACGCGUAUAGUAGUUAUGGUAGGGUCUAAACUGGCUGCUAUCGAGUUGAACCGAAUAGGUGGAUCUGCCAUGUCAAACGGACCAAUACUUCAAUGGUCGAGCAUUAAUUUCAAUUUUCUAACUCCAAGGAUUACUAUAACGUUGUCAACGAAAAGAAAGGUCAUAUUGGCAUUCCACCUCACUAACACCUCAAUCGCCAUAUCUAUAGCACCAACAAAGCCUGAGCGAAUCUCCUUGGACGCUAGGGACUCUCUAGACAGUGAGGCAUACCGAAGCAACAUGAUCGAAUUUAUUGGUAUCAUACAAAGUAUCCACAUCGACCAUUUCCUGCAAGGACAUAUACCCGUAAUACUUAAAAGCUCGGCUAAGCGGUCUUCUUCUCAGGAAUCUUUCCUCCAUUUCCGCUUAUUGCUAUCUAAUUUCAUGGCACUGGGUCUACCGGUCUAUGAGCUCAUACAGGCUAAACUUUCGCCGUUAUCUAUCAACAUCGAGACGGCGGUGAUCGAACAACUCCUGGAUUCCGUGGAGCAUAUGUUCAAAAUGCCAGGGGCCAAUAGCACUGUCGAGUCAAAACGAAACGUCGACAACAAUCUGGUAGUGAUGCCCGAACCUAAGUGGGUGGAGAUGCAGCCGACCUUGCCGGUAUAUAUUCGCAAGCUCACAGUGGAACCCAUAACACUAAGCUUGGCUAUUCGAACGUCGUCAGUAAGGUUAACCCAUCACACUAUGAGGAUCCUUGAUGCUUUGCCACUGGACACACCUUGUGUAUGUGUCCAUUUCGCCAGGGAAGCGCGGUCUUCCCUUAUCGUUGGAUGGAGUGAGCUUAUGCAUUCCCUUCGUAACUCGUACCUGCGGCAACUCAUAAGACAAUCACUGCCAAGCGCAUGGCUGUCUAAUACUUUCGCGAUACUACAUGGCUUCAUCAAGGGGGUCCUACUGCUGGUGGUACAGCCAGUGCAAACUGCAGUAAGGUUCAAGAGCAUAUUGGAAGGGUCGUUGGUUGGCAUGGGUAACGGGAUUAUGUUGUUCCUGUUGUACAUCGCCGGUGGGACAACCCAGAGCCUCGGUCACAUCCUCAACGUUUUCCACAAAAUUUUCGGGGGACAACGAUCAAAGCCUCAGGGUAUACUGGAUGCCCUCUGGUUAGGUUUGAAUGCACUAUUCAUACACGUCUUUUAUUUACCAUGGAAAAGGCUCAUUACUGAUUUUUCAGAGUCUAAUUCCACCGGAGAUGGAUUCUUGAAGACAUCAGGGGGACUGGCGAUUAACAUCAUACGUUGCGCCGUUUCACCCCUCAUAGGUGUUGUAAAUAUGCUAAUCACUAUCGUUGAAGGGUUCUCCAACGUACUUCUCGGCGACUUCGAGCAAUUCACACACGUCUAUGAAAGUGAUCAGUUGGUAACAACUGGUAAUACUACCGCUGGCCAGCAACCGAAGCAAACUGAAAGCAGGGAGAACUCGUCGUCGGAAAACUACUUCCUCAACCGCAUGAAGACCUCUAUGGUACUCAAAAGAAAAGCUCAUUCAAAAUUAUAG